Messenger RNA from Musa acuminata AAA Group (dessert banana), 2124 nucleotides. RefSeq names its product dicarboxylate transporter 1, chloroplastic. Gene Ontology annotation, cellular component: membrane. The record is from RefSeq and is a predicted model, not a curated record. Bases 140 to 1825 code for a protein of 561 amino acids. The transcript has 3 exons. Gene Ontology annotation, biological process: transmembrane transport. Lineage: Eukaryota; Viridiplantae; Streptophyta; Magnoliopsida; Zingiberales; Musaceae. Gene Ontology annotation, molecular function: transmembrane transporter activity.
CGCACCCCGCCCGGUCCACGUUAUAUGCACCCUCCUUCGCGCUUCUGUUUUUAUUAGCUGUAGAGGUGUGCUCCGCCGCCGAAUCCGAGGUCGAGCUCGAGCCUCGUGCUUUCCUCCUCUCCCCGCCCCCCCCGCGUCCAUGGCGGCCUCCGCCCUCACCUGCAACGUCGACCUCCAUUCCCUCGUCUCCUUCCGCCGCCGCCGCAUGCUUCCCCCUCAGUCCCUCAUCUCCAGAUCCCCCGCCUCCUCCUCCGGUAAGAACGCUUCCUUCCCCUGCCUCCGAUCUGCUCCCACCCAAAGCUUUCCCGCCGGAUUGACCUCCGUCGAUGACCGCCGUCCUCUGAUCAACGUCGUCCGCGCUUCUGCCGCCGCCUCUGCCGCACCCGCCACUGCACCCGCCCCCGCCCCAUGGCAGGGCGCAGCCUUGAAGCCCCUAGCCGCCUCGAUUGCUACUGGCGUCCUCCUCUGGUUCGUUCCGGCCCCCUCCGGCGUCUCUCGCAACGCGUGGCAGCUCCUCGCCAUCUUCCUGGCCACCAUCAUUGGCAUCAUCACGCAGCCGCUCCCCCUGGGCGCCGUCGCCCUGAUGGGCCUCGGCGCGUCCGUCCUCACCAAGACGCUGCCCUUCGCCGCUGCCUUCUCCGCGUUCGGGGACCCCAUCCCCUGGCUCAUCGCCCUCGCCUUCUUCUUUGCCCGGGGCUUCAUCAAGACCGGCCUCGGCAACCGAAUCGCUUACCAGUUCGUCUCCCUUUUCGGGAGCUCCUCCCUCGGCCUCGGCUACAGCCUCGUCUUCAGUGAGGCCCUCCUCGCCCCGGCCAUACCCUCGGUCUCGGCCAGGGCUGGGGGGAUCUUCCUCCCCCUGGUGAAGGCCCUCUGCGUCGCUUGCGGAAGCAACGUGGGGGAUGGGACCGAAAACCGGCUGGGCUCGUGGCUCAUGCUCACUUGCUUCCAAACCUCGGUGAUCUCGUCGUCCAUGUUCCUCACCGCCAUGGCCGCAAAUCCCCUGAGCGCCAACCUUACUCAAAAUGCCAUCAAGCAGACGAUCGGAUGGACCGACUGGGCGGUGGCGGCAAUAGUGCCUGGCCUGGUCUCGCUGGUCGUUGUGCCAUUGCUGCUCUACCUGAUAUAUCCACCAACCGUGAAGAGCAGCCCCGACGCUCCGAAGCUUGCUAGGGAGAAGCUGGAGAAGAUGGGGCCGAUGACAAAGAACGAGAUUAUCAUGGCAGGGACACUGCUUCUGACGGUGGGACUUUGGAUAUUUGGAGGUGUACUAAAUGUGGAUGCUGUAACUGCUGCAAUCCUCGGAUUAUCUAUUCUUCUCAUAACAGGUGUUGUGACAUGGAAGGAGUGUUUGGCAGAGUCAGUAGCAUGGGACACCCUUACUUGGUUUGCCGCACUUAUAGCAAUGGCUGGGUAUCUCAACAAAUAUGGUUUAAUCUCCUGGUUUAGUCAAACAGUAGUCAAGUUUGUAGGUGGGUUGGGUCUUUCAUGGCAGCUCUCUUUUGGCAUUUUGGUUCUGCUCUACUUCUAUUCCCACUAUUUCUUCGCAAGUGGGGCUGCACACAUUGGAGCUAUGUUCACAGCCUUCUUGUCGGUAGCAAGUGCAUUAGGCACCCCUCCUCUCUUUGCAGCUAUGGUUCUCUCCUUCCUGUCCAAUCUAAUGGGUGGACUCACCCACUAUGGUAUCGGGUCUGCACCGGUUUUCUACGGUGCAAACUACGUCCCGCUUGCUAAGUGGUGGAGCUAUGGAUUUGUCAUUUCUGUCGUCAAUAUUAUUAUCUGGCUUGGUCUUGGGGGCUUCUGGUGGAAAACCAUUGGCUUGUGGUGAAGAAGGCUUCUGAAAAUUCAGCUUUAUUUUUUCUUACAAGCACACAUGUCUUCCCCAAGUUUUGUUCUUGGGAUCCUCACAAUCCUUCUAUUUAUUUUUCGGGACCAAAAGGAGUAUUUUGGAGAAAUAGAUGAUUGUAGCAUAGCAUCCAAGGUGUUGGACUCUGCGAUUUUUCUUUUAUUCGGGUAGCAAAAUUUUGUAUUUUGUUUGGCCAAAUAAGUCUCUUAAGUUCUACCUGUUGUUGGAAAACACUGAAAGAAAGUAAAUUCAAUGUAUGUUGAUUGUCAUUUCUAUGCCUA